Messenger RNA from Adineta steineri, 1248 nucleotides. The record is from the annotation of a GenBank genome assembly. NCBI's taxonomy places the organism in Eukaryota, Metazoa, Rotifera, Eurotatoria, Adinetida, Adinetidae.
AUGUCUGCUGAAUAUAAUCGAAAGAAAAAUCGUUUAAAAAAACAAUGGUCAUAUAUCGAUGCAGCACUUAAAAUUGUUCAAUUAACUCAACAAUUUGAAAAAAGAAAAUAUCUUCUAGAAGCUAUUAUGAAAUCUGAUUCGAAUACAUUUGAUAAAUUAUUAACUGGUGAUCCAAUAUUAGUUCAUUGUCCGAUACCAUCUGGUUAUAAUCAUUUUAAUAUUUAUCAAAUAAUUAUUGAACGAUCAACUGAUAUAUUUAUUGAUAAUGUAUUUACGAAAUAUAUUGAUAUCAUUAAUAUAUCAACUGAAGGUGGAAAAAUACUUGUACCAGUAGCAUGUGAAAGAGGUGAUGAAAAUAUUCUUAAAUUAAUUUUAAAAUAUUUUCCUAAUGCACCACUCGAUGGAAAUAGUAAUUCAAAUCAAUCAUUGAAUUAUUUAUUACAUGAUGAACCACGUCAUUUAAUUCAACGUGAAUUAGAAGCAUAUGAAAAUGAAAUACCAUUAGCAUGUAUUAUUCGAAAUGAUCGUUCUGAUCUAUUAAAAAUUUUAUUUCAAUUUAAAUCAUUUACAUUGAAAUAUUUAACUUUACAACAAAAUCAACAAAUAUUUCAACUUUGUUUGUUAGCUGAACAUCGGCAAGUUAGUAUCGAUAAAUACAAUAUAAAAUGGUUUAAAAAUCAAUCAUUACGUCCAUGUGGUUCGAUUGAAUGUCUUCGUUUACUUGUUGAAUAUGCUAAUUUUAAUCCAUUAGAUAUUUUUAAUGAUAAUUAUCAAUUAUCAUAUAUUUCUCCAUUUACGUUUAUUCUUGAAUCAAUUUAUUUGUAUUUAAUACAAUUACAUAAUAAAUUAUUAGUUGAUUUACAAAUUAAAUUUCAUAUACGUUUAUUACAAAGUUUAUAUGAUUUAAUAAAUAAACAAAUGCAAUUAUUUAUUUAUUUAAUAACUCAUUGUUGUUUUCAACCAUCUGAAAGUGAUUUAAUUCGUUUAAAUGAAUGUAUUCAUUAUAUUGAAGAAAUUUUUCAUCAUAGUAAUGAAUAUCGUUUAGUUAAACGAAUAAUGUUUCAUAUAAAGAAUUUAUUAAAUGAAAUUAAUAAGAAAAAUAAUCAAGAAUGUUUAACAUUAAAACAAAUAUGUCGAUUUAAUAUACGUGAUUGUGUACGUGAUAAAAAAUAUGUACUUGUACAAAUUGAAGAAACAUUUUGUAAUUUAAGUUCUACUCAUAGAAAGUAUUUGAAAUUUCUUGUUUAA